This is a messenger RNA of Dovyalis caffra, 963 nucleotides long. The record is from the annotation of a GenBank genome assembly. NCBI's taxonomy places the organism in Eukaryota, Viridiplantae, Streptophyta, Magnoliopsida, Malpighiales, Salicaceae.
AUGGAGCAAGCAGUUCUUGAUGAUAUAAUCAAGCGGUUAUUAGAGGUUAGAGGCAAACCCGGGAAACAAGUCCAGUUAUCAGAGUCUGAGAUCCGACAACUUUGUGAUAUCCAUGGUCAAUAUUCUGAUCUUCUAAGGCUAUUUGAAUAUGGUGGUUUCCCUCCACAUGCAAACUACUUAUUUUUGGGGGAUUAUGUGGAUCGAGGCAAGCAAAGCUUGGAGACAAUAUGUCUUCUCCUUGCUUAUAAGAUAAAAUAUCCAGAAAACUUUUUCCUCUUGAGGGGGAACCAUGAAUGUGCUUCGAUAAACCGCAUAUAUGGUUUUUAUGAUGAGUGUAAGAGAAGGUUUAAUGUUAGGCUAUGGAAGACAUUCACAGAUUGUUUUAAUUGCCUACCAGUGGCUGCACUAAUUGAUGAGAAGAUUCUCUGCAUGCAUGGGGGUUUGUCUCCGGACCUAAAUCAUUUGGACCAGAUUCGAAACUUACAACGCCCUACUGAUGUACCAGACACAGGUUUGCUCUGUGAUCUUCUCUGGUCAGAUCCCAGUAAAGAUGUUCAAGGUUGGGGGAUGAAUGACAGGGGAGUUUCAUAUACAUUUGGUCCUGACAAGGUGACAGAGUUUCUUCAGAAGCAGGAUUUGGAUCUUAUUUGCCGUGCCCACCAGGUCGUGGAGGAUGGAUAUGAGUUCUUCGCCAACCGACAACUUGUAACUAUAUUUUCAGCACCUAAUUACUGUGGGGAGUUUGAUAACGCUGGUGCUAUGAUGAGUGUGGAUGAGACUUUAAUGUGCUCUUUCCAAAUAUUAAAGCCUGCUGAUAAGAAAUCAAAGUUUAAGCCUGGAAACACUUCAACUGGAGUUGGUGUUUUUGGGAGCACGACUACAGCUAAGCCUGGAAACCCUCCACCAGGAGUCAAGACAACCAUUGAAUUCGAAGAAACUGCAGAAUACACGGAAAUGGACUGA